Molecule: messenger RNA, 2317 nt
Organism: Drosophila elegans
Lineage: Eukaryota; Metazoa; Arthropoda; Insecta; Diptera; Drosophilidae
Product: cleft lip and palate transmembrane protein 1 homolog
Exons: 2
Coding region: 97-2049 (650 amino acids)
Cellular component (GO): membrane; endomembrane system
Source: RefSeq, a predicted model, not a curated record
CACACUGUUUUCAACAUUUGGGCAAACUGGAGCACAAGUUGUGCGGAAAACGGGAUAAAAAAGGGAAAAACGUGGAUUGCCAAUAAAAAUCGGAGCAUGUCGAAAGCAGGCGAGGAUCAGCCCGCUGCUGAGGGAGCGGUAAUCGCUGGCAACGGGAACGGUGAGCUGGCCCAAAAUGAAGGUCAAAAUCAGGAGCAGCAGCAGCAGCCACCCCAAAACCAACCCACCCGCAUGGAAUCGUUCUUUGCGAUGACCAAAUCCCUUAUCCUGCGCGCCCUAAUCAUCUACUUUGUGAGCUCCUUUUUCCGGCGACCAGCUCCUGAUGCCGCCACUCAAGAUUCCAAAAGUGUGGCAAAUGCCGGUCCCAAAAUCACUGCCUGGAAUUACUUUGAGAACGGCACGGACUUUGACCUCCACGUUUGGCUAUCGGAGCACCCCGAUGUGGUCAACUUCCAGCAGAAGGCGAAUCUCCUUUGGCUGCAGGAGGAUCUCACCUAUGGCGAUUGGACAUCGGGUCUCAAUGGCGAUGGCAUCUUUACACACAGUUUGAAACUAAAAACCAGCCAGCAUUUGAUGAACAAUGGCAGUGUGUACCUUCAUGCGUUCGUCACCCGCACGGGAAUGAGUCCUGAUCCUCAGUCACCCAACUAUGCCACCAAUGGACACAUGGGCCAUCAGCAGCAUCAGUUGAACAAGUUCAAGAAACUGCGGGUCAAUCGCAACUACAAUCUGCUGGCCAGCGAAAAGGAAAAGCUGGAGCAUGAGCUGAAACAUGCGAAUCUCAAAGACACCAUUGUCUCGCACUGGCAUCCCAACCUCACUGUCAAUCUGGUUGUAGACCAAACCAACUGGGCACAGGGUUCAGUGCCGCCUCCACUCGAUGAGUAUGUCAAGUUUGUGGACGGUGGCAAGACCUAUCUGCCCAUUGUCUUUGUCAACGACUAUUGGAACUUGCAAAGGGAAUAUCAGCCCAUUAAUGAAACCACUCCCGAACUGGAGCUGCAUUUAACUUUCCAACCACUGGGCAUGUUCAAGUGGCAGCUGUAUGCCGCCAAGCAGAUGAAGAACAAGUGGGCUGGCAAUAUGCUGGGUGAGCUGAUGGCCGCCAGUCAACCGGAGGAGAGUGACGAGGAUCAGGAUUCGCUUAAGGAAACUCUGCUGGAUACCAAUAUAUAUUUGCUGGGCAUUACAGUGGCUGUUUCCAUACUCCAUUCGGUCUUCGAGCUGCUGGCUUUCAAGAAUGACAUUCAGUUCUGGAACAAUCGGAAAUCCCUGGAAGGAUUGUCGGUUAGAUCCGUCUUCUUUGGCGUCUUCCAAUCGCUGAUUAUUCUGCUUUACGUGCUGGACAACGAGACCAACUUUAUGAUACGCAUUUCCUGCGUUGUGGGUCUCGGCAUUGAAGUGUGGAAGAUACACAAAGUGGUGGACAUUAACUAUGACCACGAUCAGAAGAUCUUGGGCGUGCUGCCGCGCAUCAGUUUCCAGGAUAAGGGCUCCUAUUCGGAGAGCUCCACCAAAGACUACGACAAGCUGGCCUUCAAGUACCUGGGCUGGGCCUGCUUCCCGCUGCUGGUGGCCUACUUUGUCUACUCCCUGAUCUACAACGAGCACAAGGGCUGGUACUCGUUUGUGCUUAACAUGCUCUACGGCUACCUGCUCACCUUCGGCUUCAUCCUGAUGACGCCGCAGCUGUUCAUCAACUACAAGCUCAAGUCGGUGGCCCACAUGCCGUGGCGUAUGAUGACCUACAAGUUCCUCAACACCUUCAUCGAUGACAUCUUUGCUUUUGUCAUCAAGAUGCCUACAAUGUAUCGGCUGGGCUGCUUCCGCGACGACAUCAUCUUCUUUGUGUUCCUUUACCAACGUUGGCAAUAUCGCGUUGAUCUCAAGCGUGUUAAUGAAUUCGGCUUCUCCGGUGAGAUGGAGCAGCAAAGUGCGACCAAGAAAUUGGAGGGACAGACUCCAAAUGGCGCCAUCGAAGCUCCUGAAUCUGCAAAAGCAACAGCGCCAGCGACCAAAAAGACAGCCGCACAAAAGAAACAGGACUAAAAAAAAUGAGGAGCAGCAGCAUAUAGGUCAAGUAGCCACAUUUUUAGGCAUUAGCGUUAGAAGACAAUGCUAUAUACCCAUAUACUCCACUCACUUCACUUCACUCCCAAAUAUGUAUGUAAUCACUAUCCAGUAUACAUAGUCAAGUAACCCAAAUAGCAUCAUUCUUAGGGCUAAUUGUAUGUACGUAUGUUUGUGUUUUGUUUUUCGUGCCCUCCGCGCUUCUCUCCGCAGCGUUGGAAGAUCAAAUAAAUUAAGUGUGAGAUGA